This is a messenger RNA of Staurois parvus, 299 nucleotides long. The record is from the annotation of a GenBank genome assembly. NCBI's taxonomy places the organism in Eukaryota, Metazoa, Chordata, Amphibia, Anura, Ranidae.
GUGAUCAGCUGUGUCCAAUCACAGCUGAUCACAGUCCCCGUCUGUGCUUUCUUUCAGUGUCACCCAUCAGUGCCAGUCAGUGCCACCUAUCAGUGCUGCCAGUCAGUGCCGCCUAUCAGUGCCAGUCAGUGCCGCCUAUCAGUGCCAGUCAGUGCUGCCUAUCAGUGCCAUAUGAGUGCUGCCUUUAAGUGCCCAUCAGUGAUGCCUGUCAAUGCCCAUCAGUGCCACCUACCAGUGCCUCCUCAUCAGUGCCACUUCUGUGUCCAUCAGUGCAGCCUCAUUAGCACACAUCAGUGAAG